This is a messenger RNA of Mesorhabditis spiculigera, 1149 nucleotides long. The record is from the annotation of a GenBank genome assembly. NCBI's taxonomy places the organism in Eukaryota, Metazoa, Nematoda, Chromadorea, Rhabditida, Rhabditidae.
AUGUCGUUCAUCCUGUUGCUGCUUUUCUUCCAGAACUUGCCCAACUUCUCGGGCGCGAGAGAACUGGCCCGAACUCCCUAUGGUGAUAUCACCGGCUUUUCAGGCAUCGUCGUCGUCACUGUACAGUAUCGUCUAGGAUUUUUAGGAUUCCUCAACGUUAAAAAUCUACUUCCCGAUGUCCUCCAAAUUACAACAAAUUUCGAUUCGAACGUCGGGGCUCAUGACGUGUUGCUGGCGUUGAAUUGGGUGAAGAAGAACAUCGAGAGCUUCGGCGGUGACCCAGACGCGAUUACUGUAGCUGGUCAUUCUGCAGGGGCGUCCAUUGCAAGUUGCUUGUAUUUGAGCGGAAAGGCUGAUGGACUGAUCUCUCGCCUCAUCCUGGCGAGCGGGUCUUCAGAAUCGGCAUUCGACGGAUCUUGGGGCUAUCGUGAUGUUUCGGCAAAAUUGAUAAAAUCGGCAACCUACACGGAUAUCCAUGCCAAAAACCUGAAAAAAUCCGAGCUGGAGGAGGUUGAGAGCUAUAUGGAGUACAGGGAGAUUGAUGAUGUUCUGGAGCAUUUUGACCAGAAAAACUUCCUCGGCUGGCCACUGGUCGUCGACGGCGAGCUGUUCACUGACGUGCCGAGGGUGAUGGCCGAAAAUGUCAAUGGGAGCUUGAACUCCUCGAAACCGCUAGAAGUUUUUCUGGGUGUUACCCGAGACGAGUGGGCGGCCUUUGAGCUGAAGCUAAUGCUGGACGGCGUGAAAGCCCUCGACCCCGCCAUCUACAACUGGCGGAUGGUGGUAAAAUUCGUGUCCAAGAUCCUCGCUUUCGCCUUCCCGAGACCUGAAAUCACCUCAAAAAUGCGGAAAAUGGUCGACGGCUAUGGAUUCUCGGCGAUGAAUCCUAAUGUGUCUUCCUGGGUGGAGACAACGAUUGAUGUAUUGACGGAUGCAUUCUUUGCCUCAAGGACAAUUCGAGAAGCGCUGUACUAUCAAAAACUCGGAGCCAACGUGUACCUCUACGAGUUCACCCAACCAGCUUCAUCGUUUUUUAUUGACGGUUAUAAACCCGUCCUGCAUGGCGAUGAUCUAUCUCUAUUAUUCGGAAGAAAAGGUGGGAUGGCCGGCCGAGAGAUGGCCAGGUUGUGGACGGAUUUUGUGAGGGGG